AUGUCCUACAAGUCCAAAGAGAUAGUCAUGAGAAACAGCUACCAUGACAAAUGCCUGCCUGGUUGUGACACUGCAGCCCAGAGUCAGCAUUAUGCUGUGGUUGUUUCAGCCAGAACCAUUAUGAAGCGUGCUCUACCAGAAUCUAUGACAUAUCUUGGGAACUACCAGCCAUCCACUUCAUGCCAUGGUUUUGAUUCAUCCGACUGCUGCCUUCCUUCACCCCUGGGUGUUCACAGGCAGCUCUACAACUGGAGUCAGCAUCAUCUCCCAGAAAUGACCAACGUCUCCAUGGUGGCUGAAUUCCUCCUCCUGGGCUUCUCUGAUAUCCGGGAGCUGCAGCUGGUCCAUGCCACGCUGUUCCUCCUUAUCUACCUACUGGCCCUUCUGGGGAAUCUCCUCAUUGUUGCUGUCACCACCCUCGACCAACAUCUCCACACCCCCAUGUACUUCUUUCUCAAGAACUUGUCUUUCAUAGACCUCUGCUACAUUUCUACAACAGUUCCCAAAUCCAUUUUCAACUCUUUGACCGGUGACAGGUCCAUCUCCUUUCUGGGUUGUGUCUCACAGCUCUUCCUAGUGGUCUUGUUUGCUGCUUCAGAGUUUUUUGUCCUCACUACAAUGUCUUAUGACCGCUAUGCCGCCAUCUGCUCCCCGCUGCGUUAUGAGCUCAUCAUGAACAAAACAGCCAGUGUGCGCAUGGCAGCAGCCUCAUGGCUUAUUGGGUGUGUGUUUGGAGUCUUGUUUUCAGCUUCUACCUUCUCCCUGACCUUUUGUGGGUCCAAUGCUGUUCAGAAGUUCUUCUGCGAUGCCCCCCCUCUGCUGAAGAUCUCCUGCUCUGAGGAUCACAUUGGCAUAGAUGUGAGUGUGGCUACUGCGAUAGUCUUAGAUGCCAUCUGUUUUUUUUACAUCAUCUUCUCCUACGUCCACAUCCUCUCUGCCGUUCUGAGGAUGCCAUCUUCUGAGGGCCGGACCAAAGCCUUCUCCACCUGCAUGCCCCAUCUCACUGUCAUCAUCAUUUUUCUCUUUACCGGAGCAUUUGCCUAUCUCAAACCACCUUCAGACUCACCCUCAGCUCUGGAUCUGCUGGUUUCCAUGUUCUACACUGUGAUGCCCCCCACUGUGAACCCCCUAAUCUACAGCCUGAGGAACAGGGACCUGAAGGCUGCCCUGGGCAGGAUCCUAAAGGGGACAUUCCCCCAGCAUUCACUCUGGGACAAAAUGUCUGUAUCCAUGUACCAAUAAUCCCCUCCCACAUCUUAAAAGAAGAAAUGCCCUUAGAUGCAUCCAAAUAUAGUACUGACCCAGAGGACCGAAGAACAAGUCUGGAUAUUCAGAAUUUGUCAAGGUCUGAGAGG
Ornithorhynchus anatinus (platypus) is the source of this 1355-nucleotide messenger RNA. Its product is annotated as olfactory receptor 14A16-like. The record is from RefSeq and is a predicted model, not a curated record. The transcript has 5 exons. Gene Ontology annotation, cellular component: membrane. Gene Ontology annotation, molecular function: olfactory receptor activity; odorant binding; G protein-coupled receptor activity. Bases 1 to 1242 code for a protein of 413 amino acids. NCBI's taxonomy places the organism in Eukaryota, Metazoa, Chordata, Mammalia, Monotremata, Ornithorhynchidae. Gene Ontology annotation, biological process: G protein-coupled receptor signaling pathway.